AUGGCUAAAAAGAGGAUAAAGAAACAAAAAGUUGAUUCUAUACCUUUAGAGCAAGCUCAACUAUCUGGAUUUAUAUCAAGUAAUAUCAGAGAUAACGAAAAUAAUGUGAAAGGCCUUAUAGUUCAGAGGGAAUCCGAAUAUACUUCAGUAUCUCAGGAUAAUGAAUUUACAAGAUUACUAAGAGAGUUCGAUUUAAAUCCAAUCUAUGGUCCAUCAACUGAUAUUACAAGAAUAGAAAGAUUAAAUCGAGCUAAGAAGUUAAGAAUACCUAUCAAAACCAAUACAGAACAAGCCAUUAUAAUGGAUCAUUCAAGGCUUUCUACAAUUGACGAAUUUUUAAAGGUAGUAAUGAGUAAUUAA
This is a messenger RNA of Cryptosporidium muris RN66, 360 nucleotides long. RefSeq lists its product as uncharacterized. The record is from RefSeq and is a predicted model, not a curated record. NCBI's taxonomy places the organism in Eukaryota, Apicomplexa, Conoidasida, Eucoccidiorida, Cryptosporidiidae. The transcript has a single exon. Gene Ontology annotation, biological process: DNA synthesis involved in DNA repair; DNA replication. Bases 1 to 360 code for a protein of 119 amino acids.